CGGAGGAGCCCGGCUGCGGGUCGGUUGUAGGGGCUGCUGCUGCUGCUGCUGCUGCUGGAGGUACUGAGCCCGCCAUGGAGCCGGUGACCAGGUGGAGCCCGAAGCAAGUGGUGGACUGGACUAAGGGACCAUAAUGCUGAUUGGAGUGCGUGCCUGUGGUCAGCACUUGGCAGGAGUGCGACUCAAAACUGAGGCAAAUUUGGAAAGCAGACUCAUGUCUUCAGACAGCGAGAGAUGGAUACUCCCAGCCCUCCUGAGAACGUGAACAUGCCUGGAUGACUGCCUGCAGCAGUAUGUCCACAAAUUUGAACGGGAGAAGAUUAAUGGUGAACAACUCCUACAGAUUUCUCACCAGGACCUUGAAGACUUGGGUAUCUCACGGAUUGGACACCAGGAACUGGUUCUAGAGGCUGUGGACCUCCUGUGUGCACUGAACUAUGGCCUUGAAACAGACAAUAUGAAGAACCUGGUUCUCAAGCUGCGAGCGUCAUCCAACAAUCUGCAAAAUUACAUCAGCAGCCGUAGGAAAAGUUCAAAUUAUGAUGGAAAUACCUCUCGCAAGCCCCCCAAUGAAUUCCUUACUUCUGUGGUAGAGCUUAUUGGUGCUGCUAAAGCCUUGCUUGCAUGGUUGGACAGGACCCCAUUUACAGGUAUUGCUGACUUUUCAUCAAUGAAGAACAGAAUCAUUCAGCUCUGCUUGGACCUCACUACUGCUGUUCAGAAGGAUUGCACUGUGGCUGACAUGGAAGAUAAAGUCCAGGCUGUGGCCAAGACUUUAAAUGGCAUUUGUGAUAAAGCCAUUCGAUCAACUACAGAUCCAUUGAUGAGCCAGUGUGCCUGUCUGGAGGAAGUUCACUUAACCAACAUUAAACCUGGGGAAGGCCUGGGAAUGUACAUAAAAUCAACUUAUGAUGGAUUGCAUGUAAUUACUGGAACUACAGAAAACUCCCCUGCUGAUCGCUCCCAGAAGAUUCAUGCUGGUGAUGAAGUGAUCCAGGUUAAUCGGCAAACUGUGGUUGGAUGGCAGCUAAAAAACCUGGUAGCAAAGCUGAGAGAGAAUCCUGCUGGAGUUAGGCUGCUGCUUAAAAAACGUCCUACUGGCUCUUUCCAUUUCACUCCUGCUCCAUUAAAGAACCUGCGCUGGAAACCACCCUUGGUGCAGGUGAGAGGCUGCCAGCUCCACUCUGAUCUCAGGAUGGGAAUGCCUUGGUUGCAGCUUGAAAAAGAGAAAUCCCAAAAAUGCUCCCAGACCAGUCCUCCGCCAACUUCAACUCAGUCACCAGAAAGCACCGUGGAUACCUCACUGAAGAAAGAGAAGCCGGCCAUUUUGGAUCUGUACAUACCCCCUCCACCAGCUAUUCCGUAUUCUCCUCGAGAUGAAAAGGGGAGUUUUGUGUGUGGAGGAGGCAACAAACGCAGUCAACCCUUACCUGGGUCCAAGGGGGCCGAGUCUCCCAAUUCUUUUCUGGAUCAGGAGAGUCGAAGGCGAAGGUUUACUAUCGCUGAUUCAGAUCAGUUGCCUGGGUAUCCUCUGGAAGUAAAUAUCCUACCAGCCAAGAUGAGGGAAAAAACACAGUCCUAUGGAAAACCUCGUCCAUUGUCAAUGCCUGCUGAUGGAAGCUGGAUAGGAGCUGCAGAACGCUUCUCUAGACCACGAGGACUAGGGAGAAAAGGUGAAGAUGUCCUUUGCAGGUACUUCAGUAAUGAAAGGAUACCCCCAAUCAUUGAAGAAAGCCCCUCCACGCAGCACCCCCUCUCCAGGCCAGUGUCUGACAAGCAGUUAGUGAGGGGGACGGAUUAUAUUCGAGGCAGCAGGUGUUUUAUGAAUACAGACCUCCACAACAGUGCAACAAUUCCUUUUCAAGAGGAAGGUGCUAAAAAAUCAUCGGUUACAUCAUCCACAAAACCCUCCUCUGCAGAACCCUCGCUGCUUGUCAGUUGGAUCACAAGACUGAAAUUGUUGACUCACUGACUAUUGUCCACAGCACUGUUACCAAGUGCCUUUGAUCAUCGGUCAGACUUCUCUAAUUUUCAGCUUAACUGAUGCGUAGUGACUAAUGCGGUAUUCUUUUCCUGGAGAACCUUACAUUUUUGCCUUUUUGUUUGUGAUUUUUGACAGAUCAGAGGGUGUCAUAGUGCAAGGAGGGAAGAAAGAUAAAGAUCAAGUUCCUCUUCCUGGCCAAAAGCUGAAGGCAUUUAUUCCCAUGGAAAUAAAUAGAAUUUCAGUGAGAUAGAGGCCACACAUCACCUGGAAUGUGCAAAGCGACUCAGAGGAAAGAACUGUGUUACCGUGAAAUCCAGUGGCACUUCAGUUGUCUGAAUGCUCAGAGACUGGUGUGAGUGACUGGCUGGGUGUCAGAGUAUGCAGAGCUCAGCACACCUUGGGUUAUUCGACUGACCAGGAAAGAUAAGCAGAGAAACAAUGGUUUUGUGCAACUUGAGUGAUGCUGUUGCAAGUACUGCAUGGGAUCAACCUUGUGAGGAAGAAGUAACAGUGUUGCUGUUCUUUCUCUGAUAUCCAGAGAUUCUAUGAAGGCUUAGGAAGAGAGUUCUCUUAUUCAGAGAUUUUAGGAAGCUGGACUAAUUUAAUUAUAAAUCAAUCCAACCUGAUAUAUAAACUAUUUUAUUGAAAUCACAGUCGAAAUAAAGAGCACUGAACAAUUCCAGUGCUUGUCUGUAAAGGUAUAUGGAUUGCUACAACAUGCCAAGGAAAUGCAUCUGUAGAGGUGGUAAAAGAAUAUAUAUUUUUUCCUUAAUUGUUUAAGAAUGGUUUGCUGUUAACCAAAGUAACCUGUUAAAGACAGUCCUGUUGGACUUAAGAGAACUUUUACAAUGGUUCAGUUUUUGAAUGAUGUGUUGUUUUUAUGAAAAAUAUGUGCUAUCAUACACUACAAUUGUAAGACAUUUGCUAUUUUCUAUAUAGCUCAAAUCUUUACCCCUCCAGAAUUUUAAAGUAGCAGUGGGUAUCUUGGGAGGAAAAUAAAACUUGUUUAACAAAAGAGGAGGAUAUUAAAGAGGUAUUGUUCAAAACAGAAUGUACAUAAGAUUGCUAGUAUGCAAACUUAAAAAAAGUUUAAAGUAAUUUAAGUGUUAAAUAUAGUUGUAUAUAUUUUUUACACUUAAACAGAUACUGUUUUUUCCUUGUUCCUGUAUUGCAGUACUGGGCACAGCUUAGUCAAAUGAAAAGUUUUUGUAUUCCUUGCUAAUUAUAAGACUAACUAUUUUUGUAGAUGAUACAUUGCCAACAACCUUUACUCCUUUGGUCUUGCUGAAAAGAAGGAUUUAUAUUUAAUAAUUGGUGGGUGAAGAGGGGAGUUAAAUACUAAUUUUCACUCUGGACUGGGGCAGGAAUCACAUGUGAUAACACGAGUGUUAAAAACGCUGUAAUCCUGGCUGUGAACAUGUGACCAUUCUGUUGCAACAAGCUUAUGAAGUUGUGCUGCAGCCCCACAGAGAGAGACACGCUGUUUCAGUUCUCAAUUAAUUACGUUUGACUGUGGGUAGUGGUUUAGGUGGGGUCUGGUUUGGACCUUUCUGAUCAAAGCAGAUUAUAAUAUGUCUGUCUUGUGCCACUCUUCUCCACUGCCUGAGAUGGCAGUCCCUACUAGAGAUGUGACCAAACACUGCUGCAAUUGAACCCUAGAACAGUUUGGUUCUGCCUCCAAGAAGAGGGCUGAAACUGCCGUGAUGUGGGCACUGGGGUGUAGUAUAGUCCAACCUCAAACUGAAUGGAACUGUUUUAAAGUAAAUCACAGUUGCUGAACUAGAUCAAAGAUGUUGUCUAAACAAGACUUUUAAAAUGGAAAUUUUGCGCA
Molecule: messenger RNA, 3815 nt
Organism: Myiozetetes cayanensis
Lineage: Eukaryota; Metazoa; Chordata; Aves; Passeriformes; Tyrannidae
Gene: CNKSR3
Product: CNKSR family member 3
Exons: 14
Coding region: 458-1972 (504 amino acids)
Biological process (GO): regulation of signal transduction
Cellular component (GO): membrane; cytoplasm
Molecular function (GO): protein binding
Source: RefSeq, a predicted model, not a curated record